AUGAAUGCCCUAGAUGAAGCAAAAAGAGAGGCUGCCAAGCGUGCAGUACCUCGAGCCAACGGACAACGCUUGACCCGCAGGCGUGUCCCCCUUUCAUGUAUCGCGUGUCGAGUGCGAAAAUUGAAAUGCAAUCGAGAGAAGCCAUGCCAAAAUUGUGUUGUCAGAGGAGAAACGAUUGCAGCUGCGUGUACCUACGUGGAGAAAGCGGACAAAAAGAGUUCACUACUAUCAAACCCACGCUCAGAUGCUGAGGAUAUGAGGAAGAGGCUCAAUCGUCUCGAGAGCUCCAUUCUCUCCAUGAUGGAUACUAAUGGGAAUCGCUCUGAAACUUCUGCAUCCAGUCUUUCCCACGUGUCAGGUGCCGAGAACACCAGUGAAAGCCCAGAUCAAACUGGAGGGCAAAAGAUAUCUGUUGAUUCCAGGAGCACACACUGGGAUGCUAUCUUGAAUGAGCUUGGAGCUAUGAAGGAUGCUUGGAGUGAAGAGAACGACAAGAUUGAGUUCUCAAAUGGCCCAGUUCCUACUGGAAAGCCUUUUCGACCAAGUCUCCUUUCCGGACUUUCGCAGCCUCCUGAUCGAGCAACUAUCAUGGAGUCUUUGCCUUCCAAGGAAGCCACUGACAGACUUGUUUCCCAAUUUUUCAAAUCUUACACCCCGUCGGUACCCGCGGCAUUUUUGGUUCAUGAAGCAACAUUUCUGAAGCAGUGUAACAAGCACUGGGAAAAUCCAGCUGAAACCAAAAUAAUGUGGAUAGGUCUCUUGUUUGGCGCGAUGGGUCUUGCAAUGCAGUCAUACACCAGAACCGGCGAUAUCCCUCCCGAAUACCAGGGCACUAUACCAGCGAUGGUAGAUCUAUAUCGUAUUCAGGCAGCCCAGUGCAUUGUCCUUGCCGAUAUAACUAAACCAGUCGAGUUCACAAUCGAAACAUUGAUGUUCUACACAAUGCUCGAGUACACAGUCUCCAGAGAUGGAGAUAUGGGCACAUGGCUUUUAUCCGGUACGAUCAUGCGUCUGGCGUUGCAGCAAGGUUACCACCGUGAUCCAUCACAACACCCGAAUCUCACGCCCUUUCAAGGGGAGAUGCGAAGGAGAGUUUGGAUUAGCCUUAAUCAGCAUGAAUUGCUAUUCUCUGUACUUGUUGGUCUACCCAAGCCGGUCAAGUAUGCGGAAUGCGAUACGCAGCCACCUCGCAAUAUCCAUGAGGAGGAGCUUUACGAGGAUAUGAAGGAAUUGCCACCUUCUCGACCUCUGACCGAACCAACUAAAGUUUGUUUUCAGGUUGUCAAGUCUCGAUUGAUGCGGGCCUACGGCGAGGUUGUAGAGUUCCUCCAUCUUAUUCGGCCGCAGCCUUUUGCAGAGGUCAUGAGGCUUGACUUGAACUUGAUGAAAACCCGGGAGAUGAUUCCAGCCCAUCUACAGCUCGGGGAUACACUGGAAGAUAUGAAGAAUGACCAACCAGCAAGGACCAUGGAGAAAUAUAUCCUCCAACUAUUUUACCACAAAGCAAUAGUUCUACUCCAUCGCAAAUUUUGGGAUGCUGCGCCAGAAGGUACCCCGCCGGGAAAGUUCUAUUACUCACGGAAGACAUGUGUUGCUUCAGCAGUUGCUCUUUUAGAUCACCAAGCACUGAUGCAUGAAGGAAUCCGUCCAGGCGGACCACUUGUCAAAAUGAAAUGGUACCAUUUCGUCAUCACCACCCACGAUUUUCUUCUCGCGGCAAUGGUCAUAUGCCUGGAUGUCAUGAACCUCCGACGACAAUUUCCAGACAACAAUUUCCCUCCUUGUGUCAUUACGGAACCACAAAAGCUAAACGCCAUUCUGAGAUCAAGGAAUAUAUGGGCGGACAUCGUGGAUGAUUGCCAGGAUGCAAAAAGGGCUGUCACCUUGUUGGAUGCUGUUUUGAGCAAGCUGAAAAUUAAAGGCCAGCGAGAGGAGAAGAGAACAGAGGAGAUAUAUCAAGCUCAGCCCUUAUCAGCGUUGGCUCCGCACCCAACGGCGGAAACUUUAAGGUUUGAUCCAUACUUUACCGAUCAAUUUGCGCUGGGUGGGAUGCCUCUCGCAGUGGGAUAUCCUACUACUGAGGACGACAUCAUGCAAGAUACGUUUCCUGAUAUCCUGUCUUCCGAUCUUUCUGUUCCAAAUGACUUUGACUGGGAUGCUUGGGAUCAGUUCCUGCAGGUACAACAGCAGUCAUUUACCGAGGCAAUCCCCUAUGAGUUUCAGAUGCAAAGCGUAUGA
This is a messenger RNA of Lachnellula hyalina, 2238 nucleotides long. Its product is annotated as Fusarisetin A cluster transcription factor. The record is from RefSeq and is a predicted model, not a curated record. Gene Ontology annotation, biological process: DNA-templated transcription; regulation of DNA-templated transcription. Gene Ontology annotation, cellular component: nucleus. The coding region runs from base 1 to 2238 and encodes 745 amino acids. Lineage: Eukaryota; Fungi; Ascomycota; Leotiomycetes; Helotiales; Lachnaceae. Gene Ontology annotation, molecular function: DNA-binding transcription factor activity, RNA polymerase II-specific; DNA binding; zinc ion binding. The transcript is spliced from 6 exons.